Molecule: messenger RNA, 1888 nt
Organism: Humulus lupulus (European hop)
Lineage: Eukaryota; Viridiplantae; Streptophyta; Magnoliopsida; Rosales; Cannabaceae
Product: probable aquaporin NIP5-1
Exons: 4
Coding region: 558-1463 (301 amino acids)
Biological process (GO): transmembrane transport
Cellular component (GO): membrane
Molecular function (GO): channel activity
Source: RefSeq, a predicted model, not a curated record
UAUCUAUAAGAAUAGCCUCCAUUUUCUAUCUUUUCCAUCUCACUUAUUCAAGCUUUCUUUUGCUUUAGCUUCUUCUUCUUGUUCUUCUUUUGCAUAAUUCGAUUUUGUUCUUCCAAUUUAUGAUCUUUUUCCUCCAAAACUCAUACAGAUUAAAUUACCUUAUUUAGUCUGAAACCUGGCAUAUUUCUUCACUUCUUCUAUUCCUUAGCAAAAACAUUUAUAAAAGGCCUGAAAAUCAUGUAAUAAUAAUUUCCUUCUCUUCUUCCAACCACCACCCCCCCACAAAAAAAUAUAUAUAUACAUUUAAGUUUUGAUGUUUACAUGUUUGAAAUUAAAAUUUCAAUUAAUUACUACUAAUUAGCCAAAUUAAGUAGAAUUCUAUCCACCACUCUGGCAGUAGUUAAAUUAAUUCCUUAGCAAAACCUUUAUAAAAAUCUCUAAAAUCAUGUAAACUCUGUCCUUUUAAUUCAUAAAUUUCUACCCUUUAUAUUUAUAAAACAAAAUAUAUAUAUACAAAAAAAGAAAAAAAAGUCAUCGAAGACCAAAAUAUUGGAAAAAUGCCAGAAACAGAGAUAGGAUCACCGACGGCAGCGUCGGCUCCGGCGACUCCAGGGACACCAGCUCCAUUGAUGUCAUCGUACAGAGUGGACUCGCUAUCUUAUGAUCGGAAGUCGAUGCCCAGAUGUAAGUGCCUGCCUGUGAGUGCCCCAACUUGGGGUGAGCCUCACUCUUGCCUCACCGACUUCCCCACUCCUAAUGUUUCUCUCACUCGCAAGCUCGGAGCAGAGUUCGUGGGGACUUUCAUCCUCAUAUUCGCGGCAACAGCAGGGCCCAUAGUGAACCAGAAGUACAACGGGGCGGAGACGCUGAUAGGGAAUGCAGCCUGCGCUGGGCUGGCGGUGAUGAUAGUGAUACUGUCGACGGGCCACAUCUCAGGAGCCCAUUUGAACCCGUCGCUGACCUUGGCUUUUGCAGCUCUGCGUCACUUCCCGUGGGCCCACGUGCCGGGCUACAUCGUGGCCCAAGUGUCGGGUUCCAUCUGUGCGUCGUUUCUUCUCAAGGCUGUGUUCCAUCCUUUCAUGUCCGGUGGCGUUACUGUUCCUUCCACCAGCCUCGGCCAGGCUUUUGUGCUUGAAUUCGUUAUUACCUUUAAUCUCUUGUUCGUUGUUACUGCUGUUGCCACCGACACUCGAGCAGUGGGAGAGUUGGCGGGUAUUGCAGUCGGAGCUACAGUUAUGCUCAACAUUCUUAUUGCAGGGCCAGCGAGCGGCGGUUCCAUGAACCCUGUUCGGACAUUAGGCCCAGCUGUGGCUGCAGGCAAUUACAGGGCACUCUGGGUAUUCUUAGUGGCACCUACGCUUGGGGCCUUGGCUGGUGCUGGUACCUACACCGCCGUCAAGCUCCGUGACGAUGAGGUCGAUGUUCUCCAACGUGAAGUGCGUACCGUGAGCUUCCGUCGCUAGCCGCUACCGAAUAUGGAAUAUUACAACGUGUUCAUGACGAAGCAAGUAGCAAAGACUACUAGUCUACUACUUGACUAGCUAGAAGUUACCUAGUAAUAGUAAUAGUAUUCGAAUAAUAAUGCAGAAGCAACAUAGGAUGUGACCUAAAGUCUACCCUAUCUUUAUAUGCCGUAACGUGUGUUUGGAUUGUUGUGUAGGGCUCUGGUCGGUAGAGUACUCAUCUCUCAUUGCAUAUAUAGGCUUUUUUUGGCUUGUUGUGAGCAAUGUGGCUAUAGUACUAGACCAGUAUAGUGCUUAAUUUACGUAUUCCCGAUUAUGUGGUGAAGACAAAACUAUUUGUUAUGUAUUAAUUGUUAUUGUUGUUUGGUUUGCUGAUAAAAUAAUAAAUAAAAAAAUUUAAGAGUGCAUGCAUUCCCACUCUUCCA